Messenger RNA from Panicum virgatum (switchgrass), 555 nucleotides. Its product is annotated as probable chromatin-remodeling complex ATPase chain. The record is from RefSeq and is a predicted model, not a curated record. The transcript has a single exon. NCBI's taxonomy places the organism in Eukaryota, Viridiplantae, Streptophyta, Magnoliopsida, Poales, Poaceae. Bases 1 to 555 code for a protein of 184 amino acids.
AUGGCGAUCUCCUCCUCCUCUGGCUCCAACUCAAUCGGCUCUCCUUUCUCCUCCUCUUCCUCGAGUUCCUCUGCCUCUUCCCUCGACCCCAUCUCCGAGAACCGGGAACCGACACCGGAGAAUGAUCCGACGGCGGCGCACGAGGCACUCGCUCCUCUGCAUUGGGACGCAGAAAAGUUCGACUUCGAAGUCGUCUCCGAGGAUGAUGAACCCAAGACUGACGACGAAGACCUCCGGCUCUUGUUCCAGGAAGAUCCGGAAGAGAACAGCGACAGUUGCUUCUCCUGGGAUGGAGCCGACUCCUCCUCGGAAGAAGAAAUUGACUCCUCCUCUAUUGAGGAGGACCCGAUGGUCGAAAGGGCCUUCCGGUUCCUUGGCUCCUCCGAGGAGGAAAGCAAGGAAAAUAGUGAUGGCGGCGGCGGCGGCGGCUGGAGCGGCAUCGACGAAGCCAGCAACGGCAGCAGCGCCGAUGAGAGCAGCGGCAGCGACGAUGAUGGCAAUGACAGCAGCAGCGGAGACGUGCCGGCUCGAAGCCCCAAGCGCCGUAGGCAUUAG